CGGUACUGAGGUUGCACACUCUGGCUUGAUGGAGUGAGGAGCGCGGUAGAGCCAGUUACGGAGGACUUUUGUGAAUUUUCAGAUUCGGAACAUGAACUACAUAUCAAAAAGACAUCGGUCCAUAGAUUCAGCUAGACCAGUUCAAUAUUAAAGUGAACAGAGCAAACGGUAAUUUCAGAGGUUUUCAUGCAUACCUUCAUAUAAAGCCAAUGUAAUAUCUGUCGUAUUUCAAAACUGUUUCACCGAAGUCCUGGAAUUUGUUGAUUCUCUAUCAAUUUUCCUCCCUUUCUAUUCAUUACAUUUGAGGCUCCGAAAGCUUCCAUUGCCUCUGCUUCAAGGACUGGUGAUUUGGAACGGCAUUUGAUAGCCACUGGACUUGAUUCAUCGCGGAGUUUUUGACUCCUCGUCAUGGGGUACAGUGGACAAACUGCUAGAAGUGGAAGAAGAGGAGUCGCGGGAUACUUAUUGAAGAUGAUCACCAUAUUUUUGUUUUUUCUAAUUGCCCUCGUGGAUAUCGGAGCUUCUCAAGUGAGAGAUGAUGAUGACUUCAUGGGAUUGGGUGAUCUGCCAGAGACCUUCCCCUCGGACCCUCCGGAGCCCCUCCCAGUGUUCCUGAUGGAGCCCGAGGAGGCGUACAUCGUCAAGAACAAACCUGUCAAUCUCUACUGCAAGGCCACGCCCGCCACUCAGAUCUACUUCAAAUGCAACAGCGAGUGGGUCCACCAGAAAGAACACACCGUAGAGGAGAGGGUGGACGAGAACUCGGGAUUGGUGGUGCGAGAGGCCAGUAUUGAGAUCACACGGCAGCAAGUAGAGGAGCUGUUUGGACCAGAGGACUUCUGGUGUCAGUGUGUUGCCUGGAGCUCUGCAGGGACCACCAAGAGUCGCAAGGCACACGUCCUCAUCGCGUAUCUCAGGAAGACAUUUGACCAGGAGCCUCUGGGAAAGGAAGUGUCUCUAGAACAGGAAGUGCUUCUUCAAUGCCGCCCCCCAGAAGGAGUCCCUGCUGCUGAGGUGGAGUGGCUGAAGAAUGAGGAGAUCAUAGACCCUGCUGAUGACCGUAACUUCUACAUCACCAUCGACCAUAACCUGAUCAUCAAACAGGCCAGACUGUCUGACACAGCUAACUACACAUGUGUCGCCAAGAACAUCGUCGCUAAGAGACGGAGCACCACGGCAACUGUCAUUGUUUAUGUGAAUGGUGGCUGGUCAACGUGGACAGAGUGGACGGUGUGUAACAGUCGCUGUGGCCGUGGCUACCAGAAGCGUACGCGGAGCUGCACCAACCCAGCACCUCUCAACGGCGGCGCCAUCUGUGACGGACAAGGCAUUCAGAAGCUGGCAUGUAACCCACUGUGCCCAGUGGAUGGUCUGUGGACAGAGUGGAGUAAAUGGUCCACGUGUGGGACAGAGUGUACCCAUUGGAGGAGGAGGGAGUGCAGCGCCCCAGCGCCCAAAAACGGUGGGAAGGACUGUGAGGGCAUGGUGCUUCAGUCCCAGAACUGCACCGAUGGCCUGUGUAUGCAGAGUUCCUUAUAUCAGAAGUCCUCUGAAUUCAACAAAGACAAGAUUGAUUUGGGAUAUCCAUCUGCCCCCAGUACAGAUGAUGUGGCACUGUACGUAGGCGUCGUCAUCGCUGUGAUCAUGUGUCUGGUCAUCUCCGUCAUCGUGGCGCUGUUCGUCUACAGGAAGCACCAUCGCGACUUUGACUCUGACAUCAUAGACACCUCGGCCCUCUACGAGGGUUUCCAGCCCGUUAGCAUCAAGACGGCUCGAACAGCUGACCUUCUGACAACACCCCCUGACCUGACCUCUGCUGCCGCCAUGUACCGCGGUCCGGUCUACGCCCUCCAUGAUGUCGCAGACAAGAUUCCCAUGACCAACUCCCCCCUCUUGGACCCCCUGCCCAACCUGAAGAUCAAGGUGUACAACUCCUCUGGUCUGGUCACCCCCUCUGAGGACCUGUCUGAAUUCUCCUCCAAGCUGUCCCCUAAGCUGCCCCACUGCCUGCUGGAUGGGGACACCAUGGGGAGGAGGACCCAGACCCAGACCCUGCUCCGUACCGGCACCAGGGACCCCUCCUGUACCGCUCUGGGCUCCUUCAACUCCAUGGGUGGACACCUCAUUGUCCCCAACUCAGGGGUGAGUCUCCUAGUUCCAGCGGGGGCUGUCCCACAGGGUAGAGUGUAUGAGAUGUACGUGACCGUCCACAGGAAGGACAGCAUGAGACCCCCAGUCGAUGACUGCCAGACAGUGCUGAGUUCAGUGGUGAGCUGUGGCCCCCCUGGGGCCCUCCUGACUCGCCCAGUCAUCAUCACCAUGCACCACUGUGCUGAGGCCGAUAGUGAUUCAGCCGAGGAUUGGCUGAUCCAGCUCAAGAGCCAAUCACAGCAGGCCCAGUGGGAGGAGGUGGUGGUGGUAGGAGAGGAGAACUUCACCACUCCCUGUUACAUCCAGAUGGAUGAGGAGGCAUGUCACAUCCUGACAGAGACCCUAGGGACAUACUGCCUAGUGGGCCAGUCCUGCAGCGCGGCCACCACCAAGAGACUGAAACUGGCCAUCUUCGGCCCCGUCACCUGCCCCGCCCUUGAGUACCACAUUAGAGUUUACUGCCUGGAUGACACACAGGACUCAUUCAAAGAGGUUUUGCAGAUGGAGAAACAGAUGGGAGGGAAACUCCUGGACGAACCAAAGACACUCAACUUCAAGGACAGCACCCACAACCUGCGACUGUCCAUCCACGAUGUCCCACACACACUGUGGAAAAGCAAGCUACUAGCCAAGUACCAGGAGUUGUCAUUCCAGCAGGUGUGGUCUGGGUCCCAGAGGAACCUCCACUGUACUUUCACCCUGGAGAGGUUCUGUUCCAGCACCGUCAACCUGGCCUGUAAGCUGUGUGUUCGACAGGUGGAGGGGGAGGGACAGAUCUUCCAGCUCGACACCACCCUCUCAGAGGACACCCAGAGUAUCGACACGUCUCUGCUGGACCCAGCCAGUAACAUCACAACCCUGGUGGGGCCCAAUGCCUUCCGCAUUCCCCUCUCCAUCAGACAGAAGCUCUGUGGCAGCCUGGACGCCCCACAGAACCGAGGAAACGACUGGAGGAUGUUGGCACACAAACUGAACCUGGACAGGUAUUUGAAUUACUUUGCCACUAAAUCCAGUCCUACGGGGGUGAUUCUGGACCUUUGGGAGGCCCAACACUUCCCUGACGGGAACCUCGGCCGCCUGGCUGCCGUGCUGGAGGAGAUGGGUCGCCAUGAGAACCUCGUGCUCAUGGUAACAGACCACUGACACCCGUCCUUCAAAGAACAGUAAGUUCCAGGGAGGAGUAAGAGAUGAGUCACAGAGAAAAGAAGAGAGAGAGGAACACAGGACAGACAGAAAUACAGGACAGGCAGAGCAAGACCUCUCUUCCAUCAGAGAACACACAUCCAUAGAGACACACACACAAACAUACACAAAAAUAUAAACGCAACAUGCAACAAUUUCAUAGGUUUUGUGAGUUACAGUUCAUAUAAGGAAAUCAGUCAAUUGAAAUAAACUCAUUAGGCCCUAAUCUAUGGAUUUCACAUGACUGGGAAUACAGAUAUGCAUCUGUUGGUCACAGACACCUUAAAAAAAGGUAGGGCGUAGAUCAGAAAACCAGUCAGUAUCUGGUGUGACCACCAUUUGCCUCAUGCCGCGCUACACAUCUCCUUCACAUAGAGUUGAUCAGACUGUUGAUUGUGGCCUGUGGAAUGUUGUCCCACUCCUCUUCAAUGCCUGUGCAAAGUGGCUGGAUAUUGGCGGGAACUGGAACACACUGUCGUACAUGUCGAUCCAGAGCAUCCCGAACAUGCUCAAUGGGUGACAUGUCUGGUGAGUAUGCAGGCCAUGGAAGAACUGGAACAUUUUCAGCUUCCAGGAAUUGUGUACAGAUUCUCGUGACAUGGGGCUGUGCAUUAUCAUGCUGAAACAUGAGGUGAUGGUGGUGGAUGAAUGGCACCACAAUGGGCCGCAGAUCUCGUCACAGUAUCUCUGUGCAUUCAAAUUGCCAUCGAUAAAAUGCAAUUGUGUUCGUGUACGUAGCUUAUUCCUGGCCAUACCAUAACCCCACCUCUGUUCGCAAUGUUGACUUCAGCAAAGUGCUCACCCACACGCUCUCUGCCAUCUGCCCGGUACAAUUUAAACUGGGAUUCAACCCUGAAGAGCACAGUGUGCCAGUGGCCAUCGAAGAUGCGCAUUUUCCCAAUGAAGCCUGUUACGACCCCAAACUGCAGUCAGGUCAAAGCCCUGAUGAGGAUGACGAGCACACAGAUGAGCUUCGCUGAGACGGUUUCUGACCGUUUGUGCAACAAUUAUUCGGUUGUGCAAUCUCACAGUUUCAUCAGCUGUCCAGGUGGCGUGUCUCAGACCCUCCCACAGGUGAAGAAGCUGGCAGUGGAGGUCCUGGACUGGCGUGGUUACAUGUGGUAUACAUGUACAUUUUAGAGAGUGACUUUUGAUUGUCCCCAGCACAAGGUGCCACUGUGUAAUGAUCAUGCUGUUUAAUCAGCUUCCUGAUAUGCUACACAUGUCAGGUGAAUGGACUAUCUUUCCAAAGGCGAAAUGCUCACUAACAGGAAUGUAAACACAUUUGUGCAGAAAAUUUAGAGCGAAAUAAGCUUUUUGUGCAUAUGGAACAUUUCUGGGAUGUUUUAUUUCAGCUCAUGAGAAAUGAGACCAACACUUUACAUGUUGCGUUUAUAUCUUGUUCAAUAUACUUAGCAUAGCCGCGCUCCACUUUCAAUAUAUUGAACUAGGAUGUUAGUGAGCCCUGUCUGUACUCUCUCUGGUACAGUUUUCUUUACCUUGAUACAGUUUCCUAGGAAACGCUUGAUAGUUCUGUCCAUAUAUUGGAUGACCUCAUGGACGUCUCUCUGUGGUGACAGACUGGCUCAGAGCAGAGGAACAUGGGAAGGGGUGUGGCCAGAGGGAGUGGGGAAGGCCCCUCCCACUUCAACUGCCCUAUGGAUCCUCAUGGUAACUCCUGGAACCAACAAUACUGUUUAAGGACUCGUCAACAUUUCUAAUGAAAGAACUUGUUUGGGUGACUAUAUACGUCUGUAUUUAACACAUCUAUUUAUACACAAAUAUGUCUCCUGUAUUUUAUGCAGUCUAAUAUUGAUUACUUUAGGCUGCGUUUACACAUAGCCAUCUUUUGACCAAUCAGAUCUUUUCACAGCAGAUCUUUUUCAGAGCUGAUCUGAUUGGUCAAAAGACAAAUGAGUAAAACAAUAUCAGAAUUGAGCUGCCCGUGUAAACAUAGCCUUGGAGUUCUCUUGUGUUCCCUUUCUUUUCAUUGUGUCAACGUGCCCCCUGGUGGAUUCUCUUGUUAAUGACGCCUACUGUACAGUCACUGAAACAAAGCCAGUAGAACAACCUGUACAUAAGCAGAACAUUGAAAACUCUAACCUUUUACAGUGUUAGUAAGACCGUCAUCAUUAAUAUUAACUGUUGUCAUUCCUGUUGUGUAUUAUUAUUGUUUUACAAUUAUUUUUUGUUACUUUCUAUUCUUCAAUUAUUUACAAUUUGCCUAUUUAAUUUGAAAAGUAUAUAUUUUGGUUUAGAUUGCGCUAUCAAGUGUUGGUUUAUUAGCCCAUAAAACCAAUGAUUCUGAUAGAUGGAACUGUUUGAGAGGUCAGUGAGAGGUCAUUCAAUCAAAGGUCAAAGUUCAGUAGUUAUCGCUCACUGCAUGCCAGUCAGCAUAGUAGGGUCAUCACUGUCUGGACAAGUUACAAAAUCAGAAGUUCUAAAAUGUAGCUUCUUAAAAUCCGAUUUUGAACCUAGCCCUAACCUUAACCUCACUGGUAACCUUAUACCCUAACCUUAAAUCAAGACAAAAAAGUUUAUUUUCAUAAAUGUUUCCAAUAUAGACCAUUUUGACUGACUUUGCAGGUUGGUCAUCUAGUGGGAACCGUAUAAUGGAGAAUCUCAAUCUGCUCUCAUCAUGUAUGGUCCUCUGAUGAUGACCUCAUUCAUAUGAGACAGAACCAGGGUAGUGGAAGAGAUGCGAGUCUGUCUCCCAAGGUGGAAGAUGGGUCAUUUGUUGAUAGACAAAUAUAUUUUUUCUUAGGACUGAUGCAGCCUGAUACGAUUGUCUUUUUACCAAAUAAUUGACAUAAUAUUAUGUACAAUUCCACACUAGCGUUCUCUUUCAUCAGGUCAAAAUACGUGUCAUUUGAUUGUUUCGCGCCAAGUUACUGAAUGACAGUUGCUGUUGACGAUGAGCGGGGGGAAUAGAAAUAGGUGAAAUAAUGGGAAAUGUUAUGCAUUAUCUAUUUAUUUAUAUUUGAAAUGGGAAAUUCAGUAUAAGGAUUGUAUGAAAGCGUAUGUGUAUGUGUCAAAUAAACAAAACAUUCCUUUACAGCGGCAGUACUGACGACAGUCAUUUGAUUCCUUUUGGUUCAAAUCAUUUUGUCUUGACAGUUGGGAAUUUUUCUAAAGCCGUCUAUGCAAACUUUGCAUUCUUUAUAAACAAAAUGUAGGUACUGAAAAGUGCUAGCUGUUGCAUUCCAUCGUUCUCCUGAGGCUUCAUGGGUAAUAUUGUAUAGUGAGAACGUAGCUAAUUCUUGUUCUGACUCUCAUGUUACUUGCAAAUGCUUGCAUUUCCUCUGUCAAGUUCCUGUACAAAGUGUAAGAAAUAAUUUUUAAAACUAAUAAUAAAUUAUAUUUAUAUGCAACACUGAA
Messenger RNA from Oncorhynchus nerka (sockeye salmon), 6711 nucleotides. RefSeq names its product netrin receptor UNC5C-like. Gene Ontology annotation, molecular function: netrin receptor activity; protein binding. NCBI's taxonomy places the organism in Eukaryota, Metazoa, Chordata, Actinopteri, Salmoniformes, Salmonidae. The record is from RefSeq and is a predicted model, not a curated record. Gene Ontology annotation, cellular component: membrane. Bases 409 to 3294 code for a protein of 961 amino acids. Gene Ontology annotation, biological process: netrin-activated signaling pathway; axon guidance. The transcript has 17 exons.